UAUUUUCGAUACAUUGUUUACGUAAAUGUCAAAAUGUAUUGAAAACAAGUGCUGUGCUUUGGUGCUUAUCAAGUUAUCGAGUGUUACGCCGUAAAAUUUGGCGGAAAAGGCCCAACACAUUUCUCAUAAAAUCAUCGAAUAUUGUGAACGGAUCGGGAGGAAAAUAUCUUCUUGCAGCAAAGACUCAACCGAGAAAUGGCUUACAGAUUAGUAAAAUUGUUGACAAAUUUGCGAUUUUCGUCUGAGGCUAGCAAUGCAAUCCAACGUUUCAAUUCUUGUCAUUCCCUAGUCAAUGUUCCAGCAACUCAAUGUACUGCGAUAGACAACGGUCGACGAGUAGCUGCCAAAGAUUCGAAUGCACAGACUGGUACUGUUGGUCAUUACACUGACACUGGCUCGAGGUAUGAAGAUGCUUCAAACAAUGGCGUUGCCCACAUUUCGGAAAAUAUGGCAUCUCAAGGAAGAUCCAAACGCUCGCCAACUGACUUAAAAGGGGAUGUAGUUCUGAACGCUAGUUACACUUCUCGGGAUCCGACAUUUAGAACAUCAACAUUUCAUAGGGCUUAUUGCAACAGUAAAUCAUCGGUGCCAUCAUUCAUCAAUAUGCCAAUUCAAAAUAAUUCACCGAAAUUGAAUUCAAUUUCCCGUCAUAUGUCAUCUUACACAUCAUUAACGUCCGUUAAAAUCGAACAGCUGCAAGAGAUCGACGGUGUGAAUAUUGAUGACGUUAUUAGAAACGAAAUCGAGAACAUAAACGAAAUGAUUAAGGUGCGAGAGUUGCGGAUGUCGGUGAUAAAUGAAAUUUAUGAGUCUCUGUGCAAGUUAAUCUCGUUACUUGGUGUGCCUACAAUCAAUACGAAAGAAAGUGAUAAGAACUUUUUCGUGGGCUCCGUACUAUUUAGCAUCGCGGCAUUCAUUCGAAAAGAAUACCAAUACGAUUUGUCUGUGCAAAGCGAAGCACCACUCAAAGAUUUCAAUAUUCACAUGAGGGGGCGCAUGGAUUUCGUGGUGACGGAUGGUAAGCGAAAACUAGUCGUAAUCGAAUGUAAGCGACACAAUGCCGAUUUUGGACUGGUACAGUGCAUCCUUGCACUGAAACACAUCUACGAUACGAACAAUGAUGGCGGUGAUACGUUCGGAUUUACAACGAAUGGCCUAGAGUGGAGAUUUGUGAAAUAUAACGGUGACAGUGAACCGAAAGUGAAACUGUUCGAGAAACAGGUUCUCAUCACAACGUACAUGCAUCUGCCCGUAAGGAAGGAACGCUGGAUGGAGCACAACACUCUCAUUUUACAUAUCAUUUUUGCGGCGAUUUUAUCGGCUUUAAAUCCAACGUCAAUCAAAUUGACGGAGGAUACAGUUACAGUGACAUCGUCACCAUAAACGUUUUGUGUGUGAUUAGAGUGUAGAAUGUGUAUUGUCUUUGGAUUUCGUUGUCGAAAUCGUUUUAUGUUCUUUGGAAAUAAAUAUCGAAAGUUGCGU
Molecule: messenger RNA, 1482 nt
Organism: Bradysia coprophila
Lineage: Eukaryota; Metazoa; Arthropoda; Insecta; Diptera; Sciaridae
Cellular component (GO): mitochondrion
Molecular function (GO): metal ion binding; metalloendopeptidase activity
Source: RefSeq, a predicted model, not a curated record